CGCAUAGGAAGUUUUGGUAAUGUUCCAUGCACCGCAAAGACAUCGAUCGACUGCUGUUGGAGGUACCACUGUGUCGGGCGUGACGAUACACCAGGUGGCUUCAGCGGUGAGAAGGACUAAAAAGCAACGUCUAGCAAAAAGAAGCAAGCAGGCGCAAACUGUCUGGGUAAAUCAUGGACAGACAAACGAACAUAUGAAUGUAUGGUUUAGGGAGAGCAAGCUGCGCAGCUGCGCAAGGUUCGUAUGUGCUUCCCCAAAGGGAUGACCAUGGACGUGGAGGCGCGUAGAGUGUAUAGCGUAGGGUCCAGAAGCGCCCGCUUACGGCCUUGAAAGAAAAAAAAAACCGCCCUGGGCACUGGGGGCCGGCCUUCGGCCUGUAGCAAAUCGCCAUGGCCCUACUACAGGUAGGCGUACAAACAAGCCUAGCGACAAGACAGGAUCCCCCGUGGGCACGACGUGGCACAAGCAUUUGGCAAAGGGAGCUAGAGCAUGUCAAAGCAAGAGAAUGACCCGUCAGCCCGGUUCGUAUUGCUGGUGCGCUGACGAAUAGCAAAGGAGAUAGAUUGGUGUGGCUUGAUCCAGUGGGAGUGUGCUUCUCCGCGCCCGCAUCAUGGAGGAUAGUCGGGAACAAGCGGGAAUAGCAUUGAAA
Molecule: messenger RNA, 649 nt
Organism: Exserohilum turcica Et28A
Lineage: Eukaryota; Fungi; Ascomycota; Dothideomycetes; Pleosporales; Pleosporaceae
Exons: 1
Coding region: 20-265 (81 amino acids)
Source: RefSeq, a predicted model, not a curated record